Messenger RNA from Paralichthys olivaceus (Japanese flounder), 5293 nucleotides. It is a transcript of the gene igf2bp1, whose product is annotated as insulin-like growth factor 2 mRNA binding protein 1. The record is from RefSeq and is a predicted model, not a curated record. Gene Ontology annotation, biological process: nervous system development; regulation of gene expression. Gene Ontology annotation, molecular function: mRNA 3'-UTR binding. Lineage: Eukaryota; Metazoa; Chordata; Actinopteri; Pleuronectiformes; Paralichthyidae. Gene Ontology annotation, cellular component: cytosol; nucleus; cytoplasm.
GGGGUGGCGGGGGGGCGUUUUCUCCGGGCUCGAUCCUGCCACAGUUUCCCCCCACUCUUCCACCGUAGACCAUCAUCCAACCCACCUCCUGCACAGUGCGGUACAGAGCCCAUAGGCUGCUGCUGUUAUUCGUCUGCUGGGGCUGCAAGUCAGAGGAUUCCACUUCUUCUCCCGCUCCACUUGUUUCUGGAUUUACAAGCUCGGUUCCGAACCAUCUGCUUUCUCUUUUUUUUUUUUUAAACACUUUUCAAAAUCUCAUUUGUAGUUUGCUGUCGAGAAUUAGUAUUUGCCUCCCCCCCUCCUCCUCCUCCUCUCUCUUUUUUGGUUGCAUUUAUUUUAGUCUUUUUCUGUAAAGCGACCCAGCGUGAUUUCCACUUUCAGUCAGUGUGGCAAGUGUGACACUGUCUUGUUGCGCUAAAUAGAGAACUUUUUUUUCUCUCCUCCUCCUGGCUUCGAUUUGACUUCUCCCCGGGUUUGUCCUUUUCUGAGUUUUCUUUUUUUCUUUUGGACUUGGGACACGAACAGUUUCCACCAUGCACAAGCUGUACAUUGGGAAUCUAAGCGACAGCGUGACCGCCGAGGACUUGGGGAAAACCUUCGAUGAGCACAAGAUCCCAUACUCCGGACAGUUCCUCAUGAAAACCGGCUACGCGUUUGUGGACUGUCCGGACGACCAGUGGGCCAUGAAGGCGAUCGAGACGUUUUCUGGUAAAGUGGAACUUCAAGGGAAGCGCAUCGAGGUCGAGCACUCCGUCCCUAAGAAGCAAAGGACUAGAAAACUGCAGAUCAGAAACAUUCCACCUCAUCUACAGUGGGAGGUGCUUGAUGGUCUGUUGGCUCAGUGUGGAACUGUAGAGAACUGUGAACAAGUGAACACAGAAAGUGAGACUGCGGUGGUUAAUGUCACAUACGCAUCCCGGGAGCACGCCAGGCAAGCCAUCCAGAAGCUGAAUGGAUACCAGUUUGAGAACAACGCCCUGCAUGUCUCUUACAUCCCCGAUGAGAUCUCCGAGCUGGAAGGAGGACAGCGGGGGCCUGACAACGGCCGGCGAUCUGGCUAUGGGUCUCGUGGCGGGCCCCGUGGGGGGUCCCCGAGCUCCGGGAUGCCCAAUAAACCACCACAUGCUGACAUCCCUCUGAGGCUGCUGGUGCCCACACAGUAUGUCGGAGCCAUCAUCGGCAAGGAGGGAGCUACCAUUCGCAACAUCACCAAACAGACGCAGAGCAAGAUUGACGUGCACCGCAAAGAGAACGCUGGUGCUGCUGAGAAACCAAUCAGCAUCCACUCCACCCCCGAGGGCUGCUCAUCCGCCUGCCGCAUGAUCCUGGACAUCAUGCACCAGGAGGCCAAAGACACCAAGACCGCUGAUGAGGUUCCUCUGAAGAUUCUUGCUCACAACAAUUUUGUCGGACGCCUCAUUGGAAAAGAGGGACGCAACCUGAAAAAAGUCGAGCAGGACACAGACACCAAGAUCACCAUCUCCCCUCUGCAGGACCUGACGCUGUACAACAUGGAGAGAACCAUCACAGUUACAGGCACCACUGAUGCCUCCUGUCUGGCUGAGGGGGAGAUCAUGAAGAAGGUCAGAGAGGCCUACGAGAAUGACGUCGCUGCUAUGAAUCAACAGACUCACCUGAUCCCUGGACUCAACCUGGGUGCUCUGGGCCUCUUCCCCUCUUCCUCUAACAUGCCCCCUCCUCCGCCUGGCAACUCUGGAUCUGGUGCCCCCUACAGCUGCUUUGGGUCUCCAGAGCAGGAGACGGUCCACGUAUACAUCCCAGCACAGGCAGUGGGGGCCAUCAUCGGAAAGAAGGGCCAGCACAUCAAACAGCUGAGCCGCUUCGCUGGGGCCUCCAUCAAGAUUGCUCCAGCUGAAACUUCAGAAGCCAAAGAGAGGAUGGUUAUCAUAACCGGACCCCCUGAGGCUCAGUUUAAGGCCCAGGGCAGACUCUACGGCAAACUGAAGGAGGAGAACUUCUUUGGGCCAAAAGAGGAGGUCAAGCUGGAGACUCACAUCAAGAUGGCUGCAGCCGCUGCCGGAAGGGUCAUCGGAAAAGGGGGAAAGACGGUGAAUGAGCUGCAGAACCUGACAGCAGCCGAGGUGGUCGUCCCCAGGGAACAGACGCCAGACGAAAAUGACCAGGUCCUCGUAAAGAUCAACGGACAUUUCUACGCCAGCCAGUUGGCUCAGAGGAAGAUCCGGGACAUCCUGACCCAGGUCAAACAGCCACAGAAAGGUGGGGGCAUGGGCUCCGGCCCUAAUCCACAGGGCUUCACAGAGAUGGGCAGUCCUACACAGGGGCUGACUCCGGACCACCAGCCGCGCAGGAAGUGAGGGUCCCCACAUCCUCCUCAAACACUGUGGGACACCCCUGCCUGACUGACAGACAGACAGACAGACACAUGCACGGACGGAUAAGACAGACAGACGGAUAUAGGAGAGCGACACACGGACCCAGCGAUAGACAGGGAGAGAUAUAAAGAGGGAGGGAGUACGCCCGAUAGCCAGAGAGAAAGAUAGGUGUUUUGGAGAGGAGGGAAACAUAAAAUCAAAAGAUGAAAUGAAUAAAAAAGAGGAUUAAGAUUGAAAAGAAACUUGACAACAGAGACCAGAUGCCAGGCCAGAAAAGACUGAUUGAAGAUGGAUGGAUAAAGGAGAGGAGGGAUGGAGAGAGGGACGAGUGGUGUCCUCCUAGUGUGUCUUGGUAGGACUACAGUCAGCUCCACUGAUCCUGGAUCAGAUAGGUUUAAACUACAUGGGCAACAUUAUUCACCAUGUCAGGUGGAGCCCUGCUGCUGUGGUUUACACCUGUCUACAAUCUAUGCUCUCCUGGGACACACUAGCAGGGGCCCAUUUGCCCCUCUGUCGCCCCCUACAGACCUCUCCAACCAUCUGCGGUCAGUCCUAUAUUUUAAGGGUGGUUUUAAAAAAAAAAAAAACAUAGAGAUAUAUGUAUAGAAAUGUUUUAUUCAGAGCUAUUAUUGAUAAUAUGCAGUGAGGCGGAGCCGGGAGAGGGAGCUGGGAAACUGCUGCAGCGGCUCGGAGGGAUAGGUCACAGGUCGGGGGCUAGCCCCACCCACCCCUUACCCCUGAGCCAAUGAGAGUCUGGAAGAGGGGCCGCAGAUGUUAACACUGCUCUUUAAAGACCUUUCUGAAUAGCGGAGAGAUUAGAAAAUAAAAAAGAAGGAAGAAAAUAUGAGGUUGUAAAUAUAUAAUCUUUCAAGUAAAUGUAAAGAAAUGCUGCGUCUGGCCGUCUUGCCUUUCUUUAAAAGGGGUCCUCAGUUUAUUCCCCAGUCCCUUGUCUAUGAAAUGUAGCAUCAUGUAGCCUACACCAAGGCUGGGGCUGGGGAGGCACUGAGCCCCCUCCUCCACAUUUAGCUGUGUGGCGGAAGGCGCAGCGAGAGACAGUAAGGGGAGCUGAGGUCGCAGCUGGUCCUGCAGUUCUAUUGCAGUGGCUUAGCUCACACAUAUGAAACCAUUAAAAACAGCCAGCAGCUAUGCUAGCUGGCUAGCGGCCCGCACCUUAAAUGGCAUAUUUUAUAUAUAUUGUAUAUAUAUGCUAUGUGAGUUAGCCCGGCCCCUCGGGUGAAUGUAUUGAAGGCAGGGAGUCAAGUGUGAGGUUUUGCCACACCUGUAUGAAAAAGUCCUGCAAUGACAGACAGACAAGAAGUGUCUGAGACUUUCUGCUCAUUGUCGUCCUCUAGCGCUGGACGCUCAAGGCCAGUCUUAGACAGGAUGGCAUCCCCAGAAGAGCUGGGGUUCUUAAGACGACCACAUAAUUAAAGUCGUCUUUGUGUCUGACCGACAUGGCCUCUAAUGUGUGGCCUGUGGUAGUAAAGCAACUGUGAGACUGGCCUUAGUCGAGUGCCUGAACCCCAAAAAGAGGCGAAGUCUUCCAAAGCUCCUUGCCUUGAGCUCAGAGGAGGUAAAAUCUGACCGAAGGGGAGCGGCUUCCUUGUUCUCUCUCCCAAUCUGCCGAAGGCCUGUGGGCGGAGCCUCCGGACCCUGCCUGCGUAUGAUAAUGAGGGGCGGGGUCUAUGCCUGGACGCUCUCGCCAAGAUUAAAACAGAUUAGAGAAGAAAUGAAAAAGAAAAAAACCUACCUCAGGGUAAAUUUACCUCAGUAUUCCUAACUUUUUUUUUGCUUGCUGGUGUUUUAUAUAAGAAGAAAAAAGAAAAGAAGAGCUGAAAGUCCUGAAAAUUUUUAUUUUUUUAAGGAAGAAAUAUUUUUUUUUAGGUAUUGUCUUGUUGCUUUGGUUAUUUUUUUCUGGUUUUUUUUGGUGUGAUGCUGGUUGAAUGAGCUCAGGAUGAUGAAGAGGCAGUGUUUUCUUUUUCUUUUUUCAAAGCAGAGGGGAGACAAAAUGCUGUUGUUGAGGAAAUGGGUUCAGUGCCAUUUUGCCUUUUUUAGGUGAGAAAACAUGCUCUCUGUCUUCCUGAAGUGUGACUGGAGCAGCUGUUGUCUGAAACAGAAAGUUGGCCAAUGGGGAGUGGUAUUAACUUGAGAGGGGGGUCCUAAAGUGCACACUGGGGUCUCUUGUCAUCUUUGGGGGGGUGUUACUCAUUUUUAUCGUGCAGAAUGACGUUCAGACAACCUCAUCCUCAGGUCGCAUUAAGUCACUGCGAGUCUCUUUUCUCGUGGCUCCCAGCCCAACCUGAAGGACCCUCUUCUCCUGCCUUAUUGUGAUGACAUCAUCAUGAAGCGCCAAACAUUAUGACAAGGCUUUAAAACAACAAUAAUGAGUUAGUUACCCUGAAAGAGGACACGUGAAAGUGAGCUUUAGAGACAGAUUUCACCUCGUCUUUCUUUACCUUUCUCAGUGGCAGGUUCGGAACUUGUCAGAUAAGCAGUGGAUGAUCCAUGUACAGUGUAACUGCACAUGGAGACAGGAGAGGGCAUUACACACACACACACCUACUCACACACACCUGAACUAGCUCUGACUUCUCUGAAUGUGAAUAUUUAUUACCUGUGCACUGACCACGACACCUCAGAUGCUCCCUGUUGGCUACACGUGUGUAUGGUGCAUGAGUGUGUUUGUGUUCAUUGGUUUUAAAUGUUCAUUUUUGUCAAGGGAUGUGGUUGGGUGAACCUUAUAGAAAAAAAAAAGCAGAAAAAAGUAGGACAAGAACCUAUGGCCCCUCCGUCUGAGUUCCACCAGACCAAGGACAGAGAAAUCCAAGAACCUCUUAGAAAAAAUGGGAGCAAAAAAGAAAAGCAAGAGAGUUUGAACACAACAGUAACUCAGCUGAGUGAUAGAUGAAAACCUGUACAUAAAAAUGUUAAAAUCACAA